This is a messenger RNA of Vollenhovia emeryi, 12805 nucleotides long. RefSeq names its product melatonin receptor type 1B-A-like. The coding region runs from base 3145 to 4287 and encodes 380 amino acids. The transcript is spliced from 6 exons. Gene Ontology annotation, biological process: G protein-coupled receptor signaling pathway. The record is from RefSeq and is a predicted model, not a curated record. Gene Ontology annotation, molecular function: G protein-coupled receptor activity. NCBI's taxonomy places the organism in Eukaryota, Metazoa, Arthropoda, Insecta, Hymenoptera, Formicidae. Gene Ontology annotation, cellular component: membrane.
UAUAAGAAUUGAGUGUAAACAAGCCUUAGUGUGCAAUCGAAUUCGCUAUUAGUCGCUUUCCGCGCACGUCCGGCGCAAAAUACGAGUUUUCUAACAGGAAUUCAGUCACACUCGGUGACAAUCGUGCACGAAGAAUAAAAAGGAAAUCCCAAGGUCCCGCGGAGCGGCUCUUUGCGCGGCCCCUUACUUAUCGUUAGAGCCCGCACGUGUAACGGCCUAAUUGGAAUAAUUGUUCAAUAUAAUUUAGCCGAGCCGCGAGCGCCUUCCUUGAAAAAAAUUAACCCUCUUUAAAACAUAACUGUAACCUACUUGCGCGAAAUAAAAGUAGCCCGGCGGUCUUUCUAAAAGCAAUUACUCGAAGCAAUUUGCUCGUACUUUCAGGGCGCACUGUAAAUUAGCCGCGGCAAGAGUGUACCGGCGUCGCAUGUGACGUGCACGGUACACGUAAUUUCCUCGUCGAUUAUGUUCCAGCGGCAUAACAGCGCUUCUGUCAGUUUCCUGCCCGCGCGCACACAGUACGAGAACCACUUGGGCCGGUCGAGAAGAAGGGCGCCGGAAGCCCCGUGGAAAAGGGCCGGAAGUAUCCUCCAGGCGGGAAGAGACCAGACCUACGACAUCGCUCAAAGGACCAUUCCCUCCCCUCUUCCUCUCACUCUGUCUCUCUCGCUCGCUCGCUCGCUCCCUUCUCGAGCUCGUUACCGCCGAACCGUGUCCUGAAGUAUAGCACCACAAAGCGAAGUACAACUCUCGACCACACGUGGUCCGCUCGACAAGCACGUCCGUUGGAGUCGCCCAGAAGCACCCUGUGUGUCAUCAAACAUCAACGACGUCGACAAUCACGACGACAUCGACGACGGUCAACAACAGCGACCACCGACCAACGACUCCCACGCCAAAUCCCAUCGACCUUUCCAAGUUCAUAGGAAGCGCGGCGCACGUCCUACGAAUGACGCGUAAAGGAGGAGGUCGAUUCGAUGGAGGGAGAGAGAGAGAGAGAGAGGGAGAGAGGAAAGAGAAAGAGGGCGAAACCGCAUUUAUCGAUACUACCGGAUCCAACGAUCCCUCCCCGAAGAGCGUACAACGACUUCGGGUAUACAGAGCGCUCCGGGCAUUGAGUCAAGAUUAAAAGAAACGGCGUAUACGGCGCUCGCGUAUAAAGGCAGACGAGGGGUGAGAUAAAAAGAGGAAGGAGCAAGAGGCGAGAAAGGCUGAAAGAGAGAGAGAGAGAGAGAGAGGGAGCGAGAGGGGAGGCAGCCGGGCACGGGGACAGGCAACGCUCGCGUACCGGCUGCCUCUCGUCGCGCCUGCGCUUCCCGUCGGAAAGCUCCGGCUCGUUCUCUCGGUCCUCGUCGGUCGUAGCCGUGAUCCUCCGUUCCGCCGGUGUCGCCCACCUCGAGCUCAGUGAGCCGGUGUGUGAGCGCCGCGACGCCUAGAACAGCACUAUCGUCGCCGGAGUUUUCGUUGUCGUCGCCAUCCUCGUCGUCCUCGUCGUCGUCAUUCCCGUCGGCGUGGAGUUGGCGACGGUCCCACGUUUCCCCUUGUCCCCGUCGUCGUCGUCGUCGUCGUCGUCGUUCUCGAUCGAGCGCCGUCUGUCCUCGUCGUUCUCGUGAUCACCGCUUCAUCGUCGUUCUAGUCAUCGUCAUCGUCAUCGUCAUCGUCAUCGUCAUCGUCAUCAUCGUCGUCGUCGUCGUUGUCUCGCUGCUCUCUCGUGGUGCUGGCGCUAUCCGGGAGGCACGCGACUACCCCGAGCGGUUUCCGUGCGCGAGUCGCCGCGGGAAGAGAGAGACGGACGAGUGCAGUACUACGGGCUCGUUCCUCCCCUCUCACUCCUCCUUCUCCUCCGCACCUUCGCUCUUUCUCCUCCCACUCUCUUUCUCUCUCUUUCUCUCUUGCUCCGUAUAUGCACGCUCUCGCCCUCUGCUGCCGCCGCUGCUGCUGCUGCUGCUGCUGCCGCCGUCGUCGUCGCCGUCGCCGAUCGCUCGUCGCUCUCUCUCGUUCCCACGACCACGCUCGUCCUUCGCACGACGUACCGUGCACCGUGCGCCUCCUCGGCCAUCGUACCGUCUUCGCGCCGCUUGCGACUCACGUGCCACGCCACACGGACACACGGCGCACCUACGAGGGCAGAUUUCACGUCCCGCGAGUUCUCCCGUCGUCCGUCGCCCCCGGUCUCUCUUCCUCGACGUCGCGAGACGACGGCCGCGCGGCAGGGCCGAGUGCAACGGCGAGCGAGAGCGCGAGGGAUAGAGAGGAGGAGUGAGCCCGAACGAGAGCAGGGGAGAAAGAGAGAGAGAGAGGGAGAGAAGGACACGCGACGCGCAGAAGAGGACGCAGGAUCGUGUAGACGCCGUGGCGUCGUAUCCGUCGUGCCCGCGGGACCUCCGAGGUGGACACUCGUGUAAGAAAAUGUACUCGCGUGACGGUCCUUAAACUUGGCCGCGGGCGUGCAUCCCCCGUGUGCGGAGAGGGCACGAGGAAGCGAGACGGCGAGGAGUCGGGGGUGUCUGUCUCCACCGGCAGGGAGGGCGUUAGAGCGAGAGAGAACGCGGGAAAGCGGGGCAGAGAGGGAGAGUUAGAGGGGCGGCUGGGAGGGGAGAGAAACGUACGACAGAGAAGAUAACGAUGCUCGAACGUGAUGCUAUACACGUCCGCGAGGGUUGUUCCGAACGACGACGGGCUCGCUCCACAUCCCGCAGGCUACUGUCGACUGCAACGUAAUCGUCCCACGAGCUCGCCCCCGGCCCAUCGUCGCACCUGCAUUGUCGUCCGCAAGAUCAACCAAUGAUCCGGGCGAGGGGAGGGGAGUACGUGCUGGUGCGUUCGGCGCGCUGUGGAGACGACGGGAUGAAAUCGCGCGGUGUUAUUAGCCGGAAGAUUCGAAUCGAUUCGCGUCGCGCCGAGUAAUACCCCGAUGGUGGUGGUGCGCGGCUUGAUAAUCACGAUAAGUGAGCGCGUUCUUAUCGCGACGUUGAUGAAACACGUGUGCGAGACGCGCGUGUGAUCGCGCAUCGACUUGACUGGCCGCCCGGGAUCCACGUGUACGAGCACAAACGCGUUCUUCGAGGAGCAGAGAGAUCGCUCUCCAGUGACCGACCAACGCAGUUGUUGCUACAACUCCGAUGCUGCGCAUCGUAUCGUUUCAGAAUGAAUAUAACGGUGAUCUACAAUGGUGCGACAAGCAUGGCUAAUAUUAUCGGUCUCGAGCCUGAGAGACUCAGCAAGGCGAUCAACGUAACUAGCGACGAUGAUCUUGACGUUUCGCCAGUGACCUUGUCACCGGCCUGGUCCAGAGUGGCCCGACUUUUGCUGCUGGCCUCUCUCGCCGUCGGCGGCAGCGUGGGUAAUGUCUUCAUGAUAUCCGCCGUGGUAGUGGAGGAGCAGCUGAACAAGCGAGGAAACGCAUUCCUCGUGAACGUGGCGCUGGCGGACCUGCUGGUGACUGGCCUGGUAAUACCGGUCUCGGUGAUCGUAAUCCUGGCGGGCUACGCGGAGUCCCUGGGUGCCUGCCGAUUCGAGUGGACCCUCGAGGCUCUUUGCUUCCUGGUGACCGUACUAACGUUGGCCACAAUCGCCGCCGAAAAUUACGCACGUCUGUGUCUGCCCGCCGAAAGAUACGCCAACCUGACGGCGGGUCGUGUAACAGCUACGAUCAUCGUCAUCUGGCUUAUCGCCGUGACUGUGGUGGCCUUGCAGUCGUUCUUGGACAUAGGUUCCGACUUUUGCCCCGCCCACAGCGGCCAAAAAGUUCUCAGCGGUAUCGUGAUGGAACAAGUGAUAGGGGCAAGCAUAUUGGUUGGGCUGCCAGCUUUGACGACCAUCUUCUUCUACGUGAAGCUGGUGAUACGCGUGCGACGGGUCACGCGGGGCUCGUACAAGCCGCCGGCCGCCUUCUCCUGGGACUACGAGCUCACGAAGACGAACAUGUACAGCUGCGUGAUGUUCGUCGUGUUCUGGUUGCCGUUCGGCCUGGCGGUCUGCGUAAAUUCCUUUGUUCCGAUUGCCACGCGCGUGCUCUACAACCUGGCCUGGUUCGCCCUGUCCAAGUCCUGCUUCAACAAUCUGCUCUACUGCGUGGCGGAUCGCCACUUUCGCAGCGCUUACGUCAAGCUUUUUCACUACUGCUGCUGCAAAACCACGGUGAGCUUCUCGAGGAGGCCGCGCGGCGGUGAGAGUAGAAAUUCCAGCGACGUGCGCCUCCGAGUGCACAUCAUUCACUCGUACGCGAGUCCGUCGUCCUGUCGUCCGGCCGUGGCCAGACCGAACGGACGUGACGUCUACGAGCUUUAGAUGCGACGCGAUGCUACGCGAUGCGAUGCGACGCACGUACGGGCUGCACAAAGCAGCUCGAUAAAGAUGUCCUCGCCGCAUCUGUCCAGACGUUCAUUACGCAAUGAGCGGUCCGCUUUCGCGAGAUCGGGCAAUCGACGUACAAACGAUGUCGCAUCGGGGCUGCCUCCCGGUAUGGCCUUACAACAAGUUAAUUCGUUUCUCUCGAUUCUCACGACUCGCGUCCUUUGCGUAAUUUCUUUUGUUUUUAUCAAGGAUGCCGGGGAACGAGACUUCCAAGCAGAAUUCAUUUCGGCACCAUUGAAAACGCACACGUUAUCAGUGUGCAACUGCGCUGCAUUUACGCAUACACAUUCUCUAUCCUCUGCUUAUUUGCGACUAGAUAUAUUAUUUGUUAACGAUUCAUAGAAGAGUGCUUUUAUUUUUUAUCGACAUGUACAACGGCUCCUGCGAUAUUAUUUCGUGAAAAAGAAACCACGAUGAAGACCUAAGAAAUUGGCACUAACGAUGUACGUGACAACGUGACAUGUUGUCCGUUUAAUCGCAUAGAAAUUCUUCAUCUCAUUAGACUUAGGUAAAGUAUAGCCAGUUGAAAUUAGUAAUGUGUGGCCCAAUGUAUUCCGACGCUAAUACGGAAUGGUUGCCGUCCAGUGGAAAUGUUCUCUAAACGAUGACUAUGGAUUUGUAUAUUAGGAUUUUGUCAGAGAGAGCUUGUGGAUGUCAUCAUAUAUAUAUAUUUACGGGGAUCGAACGUUCUCCAAUUAUUCAGGACUGAAGUUCUAGUCGCGGGGAUGUCGACAAUGUUCUAGUAAUCGCUUUGUCUAUACGGUGUAAUAACGGAGCGACGCUUUCAUCCCGGGUGAAACUUUUCGACGCGAAUAUAUCUGAUUAUAAAAUGCAGCGGGUUCCCGGUACUAUCGUAUGUCGCGUUCCUCUCUUUUUUUUUUAGAUAGCGCACUUUCUAUUUAUCGCGGAACGUCCGUUCUCGGCGGGAGAGAAGCGGCAAGCUUGUUUCUCUCUCCGCGAGAUCCCAUCUUGUAACAAGGGAAGAGACGAGUGUCUUACUCGCGACAGCAUUUUAUCUGGCUGCAAGACGAGACGUGAAACGCGGGCGAGAGGGAAAAUAAGGUUUUCCCAAUCUCGAUUAAAUUUCUCGACGGAGCUUACUGGCAUUCCGAGAGGGAGGAUGCUGGCCGCGAAGUUAUAUACGCGCCCGCUGGAGGGGAGUAAUUUACGCUGGUGCACUAUAUAAGUUCGCUAUAUGUGAGAUUUAAGCUCGGCGAACACACGCGGAGUAACGCUGCGAACACCACAUCCCGAAUUAUGGCCCCGCCGCGGUAAGUCGGCCGGUAGAUGAAAAUGCCGUAACGUUUAAGGAGGCACUUGGCGGCGCUCAUCAUCCCCCAAAGUUAAUAACAUUCCGGUAACGAGGUGAAGUCAAGUGGAUCAGAUAAGGGCGAUUCGAUGAUAAAGAUGGCAAUAAUAUCAGUUAAAACUUUUAGCGCUCCGCUCGCCUAUCGAUCUCGACGUUCGGCGAUUUAGCGGGGAUCGCUCUUCGAAAGGGAAAAAAACAAGAAAAGAAAAAUGGGCAAGUAAAAGUUCUCUCGGCCAUUUAUUAUGCAAAUCGGGCAGCGGUCUCUCGCGGGAGAGGUUCCUUUGAUGGCGGCCAAAUAAGGAUCAAAGUCAGGUACCGUAAUCUAUUGCUCUAUUGGCGAAAAUACAUAAACUCGAAGCAUUGAGGGAUAUAGAUGCGGGGAUAAAUGUGACGGGAGUGUAAAACUCCCUCGCUGAAGAGGUGGAAUUAGCCGACGAGUAUCGUUCCAAUGCGCGCUACACCGUUCUACGUGCUCGCAUAAACUGCUUAACUAACGUCCUUCCCCUCGUCUUGUACUCAGGUCGACUCGCUGCUUGUUUCAAAAAUCAAAAAUAGCGCUGCCUCUUUUCGAUUUAAUUUAAAAUCUACAUAUCUCUCGCGCAAAACGUGAUUCUCAAUAAUUAAUUACGUGUGUUUCCCCCUAAACAUAUCCGGUUGCGAAUAAUUGCCCUUAUCCGCCGAAGUACUGAAUGUCCCCUGAGAAAACAAGAACACGUAGCACACACUAAUUACUGCCCCUGUCAUCUCGAUGUGGAAAUAACUAAGCCGCAUCCGCGUAUAUAUAUACAUAUAUAUAACGAGGAGCGUAAGAAGUUAUUGUUAGCAUCACAUAUUGACGCGGAGAACGCGGGCGAUUUACGACGAGAGAGCCCUGGAUUAACGCGAAAACACUCUCGUGUGACUCGAUCGCCUCUCCCGUGUGUUUCGUGUAAAAUCGGUUGGUGAAUAUUGUCGUGCCAAUUAUUCUGGAAAACGACGCCAUUCUUCACCCCGGCCGGGUAAUUCGUUACGUGCCGCGCGGCGAUGCGUUCGCUUUGCUGCGUCGCGUUUUCUCGGGACAGACACUGUUUUCAGGGAUCGCGAUUUAUUUAGCAGCGUUUCAUUGGAGGACACUCGCUCGAGCGAGUGACACCGGCAUUCGCUCUAUUCGCGAGAAUGCUGCUUGCUCCGUCCAUACACGCCGCGCAGCUGCGAUCGCGAGUAUCAGAUUCGCGAUGGGGGUACAUUCCAGGGAGAGCUUCUUUUCGUAAUCCGUUCCAGCGUUCUUGAAUGACGUGCCUAAAUAAUCGUCAGAGCUUGUAUUCUGAAUUUCACCUUUCGAUAUUCUGACCAUUCGCUCCAUUUUAUUUUGCAGCAGAAAACGAAAUUACCGCCAGUGAGUAAUAAUUUAUACGCGCGUGUUAUUUUGUUGGGAAAUUAAUUCACGUUUGCUAUUCAAAUGAGUAAGUUAACAGCUGAUUUUUAACGAUUUCUAUCAAAUAUACACGCAAUUGAAUUUCAUAUAAAAAAUGUUAUUUAUGCUUUUCGUAAAAUGUGAGCUACGAUAUUAUGUUAUUUUUUAUAUUCCUCGAAACCGAAACAACGUUUCUUUGUAUCAAAUUAUUGAUAAUAUGUAAGGCUAAAAUUGCAUCUUAAUCUCGUUUUGCAGAUAGCGAAACCCUUUGUUAAAUGUCUCGUACAUUCCACGCGGCUUUUCGGUUAUCGCUAAUCGUGUAUUCAAGCACAUAUCUAUCAUACUUUACACUUGGAAAUCCAUUCUGUUUGUACAUAUGUCUCUUAAUAAUUAACAAUAAAAUGCGUACGACGUUAUCGCGCGCGCAUUUGUGCAAAGUGGACGCGUAAAAGCAUUGAUAUCGCUUUCCACUUGUAAUUCCCAUAUCGUUGAAUUCAACCGAAUUUGAACUGACUCAGCGCCAACGCGCGUGAAAAACAUGUAUGUCGUAUCUAAUUACGCGACCUUCUCCAAAUGCAGUUUAGAGUAAUGUAAUUGCAUCGCGGAACGUAAUCGAACGUGUAAAACGACGGUCUCAUUUCGCGUAUAUAAGGGCAUAGUCAAGUGAUACUUGUAUAUGUAGCUAGAGAAUCUAACACGCGACUAUACUGAACGUGUAUUGAAUUGAUAACGCGCCGUUACAUGAUCGAUGCUUCGACCUAGACAUGUAAUGGGGCCAUAUAUUUGUGACUGACAAACAAUAACGAUGAUCGCAUUACGAGUAUAAGCGUCAAAUCUUUUUAUUCGCAUAUCGAAGAAGGAGGUAUAAAAAUAGACGAAGGUGCCUCGCGUGACACGGAACAAUGUUAUUUCGAAAUUUAUGGACUUCGCGUGGACUUUAGGUUCAACGAUAUUUCUUCGAGAAAGGAUAUUUCGCCAUUGCGACUGUUAUAGUCAUAUCCGGUGACUUACUCCUUCUGUACCAGUCAACUUUUUUCGUUGCAAUAAUAAUCAGUUUUAUCGAUCACCUCUUCAAAAGACUCGAACGGGUUCUUAUUAUACACUUAAAAUACAUAGAAUAUACCUAUUAGUCAACGACGUUCUUUUACCCGAGGGUGUCUGAUUGAAACAACAGAUUUUUAUACACGGGGCGAUAUCAAUUUUUGAAGUUACAAUAUCAAUGCUAAUGAUUUCAUUAAUCGUAAGGCGACGAGAGAAAAUUCACGUCGACGUGUUUGUCAGUGUUUGGUAGUAAAAAAAUAAUUUUUAUAAUAAAGUAAUAAUUUUUAUAUAUGGUUCCACCGUGGUUGUUUUAAAAGAUAAUAAAGAGAGGCGGAAGAGAAUAAAAAUAUCGAAUUUCUAAAUAGGAACGUAAAAUUUUAGUGUAUUAAUACAGUUUUGUAUAUUUAAUCCGGUGACGUGCGUACGCGCAAAUAUGGAAAAUUGAUUUAUGUAUUUAUUCUCAAUGCGGACAAUAUUAUUUUUUAAUUUCGACAUAUAUACGGAAAUCCAGUUAAAAACUUUGCCGAUCGAAGUAUGUAGUAGCGUCGCAGUGGGCAAAAAUAUUUUUUAUAUCAACACAUCGUACAGACUUUCAAAUCAAAAGUGUAAUAAUGUGUAGUAGAUAUUAUUUUUGCGACUGGAUAGGUAUUUUGCAUUGGCGGAUCCAGGAAUAUAAUUUUUAUGAGAAGUGUAAUUAUGCGUAGGUACACAGCGAGUGUUAACAUAAUAUUUUGCAAAAGGGGAAAAAUGACGAGGGCUCGGACGAAAUUUUAAUGAGUUAAGAGAUGAACUUUAUGCCGACAAAAUCAAAUAUCUCGUCUUUCCUCGCAUAUAAUUCUGCUCUGGUUCCGCCGCUUGCGUUUCGAGAGAGUUUAUAUUUACGAGUAAGCUUGCACGUUUAUUCAACUGUAUAUAACUCGUCUUAUGAUUGUACAUUUAAUUGAUAAUUACUGCAGCGGCGUAUCUCUCUUGACUGUGUCUAUGAUGUCGUAUUUUACACGCCUUCUGUCAAUCUGUGAUCACACUUUUAGGUAUGAUUGUUCGGGUAGUAUGGUACGAGCGCGUACAUUAUAUCGUCAAAUUUUGCACAUCUUAACCGGUUUAGGUCAACCAGUCUCGAUUAUCCCGGAUCAUACUCCGGCGGUGUAUCCUCGUAGACGACAUUAAACGUAGAAAGCAACGUCUUGUCAAAUACGAUGAAAACAGUUUGAUAUUCUAAGCGAUGAUAAUCGCCUUACAAAGUGUACCAAGUUUGACUACCGAUCCUCGCGGACGUUGUGUGCAAAAUUUGAAAUUGAAAUUUAAGCGUCUUUCACGGCGAGAACUUUGAUAAAACAUCCGGCGAGUGGCCGCGCGUUGAUCAAAUAUGCGAGAGGAGAAAUAUUCGGCACGCGGGAGAGAUUUUAUCAAAAGUUCCCGUCGCCGAAAACCGGGUUUUCGGAAACGCGGGCAGGCGUAGCAAGUGCCGCUGGCGAUAGUGCUUGAGAAAUGGGACCAGGAAUUUAGCUUCUCGUGACUACCUUUCCCCCCGACUACUUUUGUAUCGUCCGCUUCGUUCAUUCCCGAGACGUUUCGGAAUUAGAAGCGCAUCCGCGGUGAUUCGCGUAUUACCACGUGGUCGCGAAACUUAUGCGUUCGAUAGAGAAUUCCCAUCGGCGCAAUUCCCGUAAACGAAUUUGCAAGUUCGGGAGAUAGCGAGAAUUCGUAGUUAAAUGACUUGGCUUUGUCUGUUUCGCGUACUUGCCUUAGCGUUAACUUGCAAGCAAGCAUCUAAGUUAAAUAAAUGUCCUAUCUAUACUGUGGUGUAUUGUAUUUCCGAGUGUACGUGUUAUACGGCGCGUAUGUGAGAUGUGUGUGUGUGUGCGUGUGUGUAGCUAUGCGUUUGCGAACGUGUCUAUUGAUAUGCAUAUGAGAGAAUAUCGGCGAUGAACGUCGAGUACGUUGUGGAUGGAUGGAAAGAUCGACAGGCACUGCAUGCUUUCUCGACAUACAGUCUCGCGCGAUUACUAUAGUUAUCUUGGAAAGUUUCCCAAUCAAAGGCAAAUUUAUUUACACCUUGAGCGAGACGGAGAUUUCUUUUCCGUGCAUUUCGUGCCGUAUAUUUUCGCGUCACGUCUUUGACGCGAAUAAAUACCGUAGCUUGUGCAGUGUCCGUCCAUGAGGUAGAUUUUUCUAUGACAAAAAAAAGAAGGAGAUACAGCGUAUUCUUAGUUACGAUUGUAUAAUUAACGUUGUUGUAAAAUAAUGAUUGAAUAUAUCAAUCGUACGACAAUGAACGUAGAAUUCUUUUCGAGUGGCGAUUCAUUGUAAAGCGUAUAACGGCGCACAAUUAGUAUCCAGAGGAGCUCGUUUUAUCACGAAAGUGGACGAUUGUUUCCGUUGAGAACAAUAAAUUACUUAUCUGCGACUGAGAGAGCGCGAUUAGUUUGCGAUCGAUAUAGUUACUCGCGCAUAACUGUGAUUUCAUUCUCUGUGUAACGAAUGAGUCCUCGGCUAACGGCGAGCGACGUUCUACAGGUACUCGUAGUACACUAGCGACCUGUAUUUUUUUUAAUUAUCGAAAAACAUUGUUUGCGGUAAAUAGAAUGAGUUUUAAUAUACCUCGAGUAAUUGCGAGAUACGCUUGUCAAUCUGCUCUCUUUCCGUUGUCGUAUAAUAAGGGCAGAAUUGACAGAAUGCCGCUAAUUACGGCGCGGAAUACCGCGCUGCGGGAAGGCCGCGCGCGGCAGCAUUUAAGGCGCACACGCUUUUUAUGUCCUUGACUCGUCGAAUUGAAAGCAGGUUAAACUCGUUCGUGCCCGUUCGCCCUCAUUUGCGUAUCUGGCUAGUGCGUUAGACCGUAGCGGUAGACGUGGUAGAUCGUGUUAGAUGACCGGCGGAGAUAGAUGUCUUAAAUAAUAGGGAGACGGAGCGCAUCCCCGGUGCGCUCUCCUGGCACGUAAAUCGCGUGUAGACAGUCGCGAGAGUCGUCGCGCGGGGUACGUUGUGUCGUUUUGCAAUUCUUCCGACUGUCUCAAACCUCCUCACCCCGGAGGAUGCGAUUAAUUCUGACGGGUUUCGUACAAGCUCGUCGGGGCGAAUUCUCGUCAUGGUGGGAUGCGUGUUCCCGACGGUGCCUCAUUCUAACAAAUUUGUACCGAGCGUCGGAAAUAAUCAUAUAUAUCGCAGUAAGUGGAGGCGAUUAUGGCGAGCGCGCCGUGUGAUUAGGAGCUGUACUGUAAUCAUCGGGACGCAUUUCAUUAAUACUGACGUUUUCGUGCGAAUUCGUUAGAACCAGUUAUCGUCGGAACACGCACUCGCUAUGAUUAUACCCCUUGGGGAUUUGAUCGCGGUGGGUAUACGUGUUUCGACAGCACCAGGUUCUAACGUGCGGGGCAUCACUCACAGAGUAAUUCAAAUGGACCGAAAUAAGCUUCAGCGGCUGCAUUAAUAUACGAUAGCUUGAUAGAUGCACCGUUGGACGACCAGGGACAAGGGAUAUUAUUAGACAAUACCAUUUUUUCUCUUUGCCGUAUUAAGACAUUGUUUCUACCGCGCUUCGAGAGAGAGCGAGAGAGAGAAAUCUGUCUGUACUUUUAGUUGUAAAAGUUAUAAAAAUUAUUUAUAUUCGGGCGACACCCGUCGACCGAUUUACUUUCUAAAUUGUACAAUCGGAUCCUGCGGCUUGUUUCAAUGUAUUUCAUCAAUCCUGACGUUCUUCCACGAUAUCGUCGGUACGAACUUUCUGCGGAACACGCGACUCGCCGUGUGGCUCCCUAUCUUUGUUCGCCGCUUCGUUGCCUAUGUCGAGGCAAUUGUAAUCGGUUUCUACAUACGUUCGCGAACGGCGAUGUGAUCGCGCGGAUUACCCGCGCGAGGCAAAUUGCAGCAUUAUUUACGGGCGUACCGUCGGGUAUGCCCUGCGAUGCACGAAACUGAAGACACGCUGUUAAUAAACGUUAUACAAAGUCAUCGAGAAGCACUGUAUUUCGAAACUCUGAGGACCACGAACUCACAAUAACAUUAGUUACGGACCUACGUAGAUUGUACAUUUUUUUUUUUUCAACGAGCGUAGCCGUCGAGACGGUCGAGACGAGCUCGACAUGGAACGUCGAGGCGCGUACGAGUUACAGAGGAAGGGACGUCUCUGUACACAUCCGGGCCGCGUUUACACGCGCAAGGGUCGCAAUAUUAAUCCGUUGUAACGUAAGAAAAAAAAAUAGAGAAAAAAACACGGGCCACCAAGCGCCCAUUUAUCGGUGUCGUGUCGUGAUAGGUGUCCAUACUGUCUCGUAACAAGACUUGCGAACGUAACGGCGUUUGUCUAACCACUCUAACCAAUUGAUAACCAGCUGUACCGACUCGAUUAACACGAGGAGUAGCAAAGUAGAAGUCAGGUCGAUGUGUUGUGUUUAACUGGUAGCGUAGCAUGAGGCUAGUCUGUAGAUCGAAAUAUAACGUAGAGCAAUCUGCGAGCGUUAAUAAACCUGUCCCUCUGGCCGUAGCAGAAAUCGUUAAUCGAAUCGCAAACUGUACUACAAACAAAAAUGGACUAUAUAGAUGUAUUUAUUUUGUACUGAAUGUAUCUCGCAUUGGUGUACUUUUUCGUCAAGGGUCGACGUAGCGCCGCAGCCACGUCGAGACGGCAUUCUGAUUUAGUGGACACACGUUACCGCGGACUGUGUAAGUGUAAAUUUUAUAAUGUUGUAAUAAAAGUGCGUUUCUCUCUC